AUGACAGCAGCUAGUCUCGUGUCGUCGACGCUUUGUUUCGGAUGUAAGGUGAACCAGUACCGUCACCAGUCUAAAGCACUCGGUGGCUUAGAGGCCGUUUUCUCUGUGAUCACUCCGCCGGAGGUCGACGUGGAGCAAUCGAAACCGACGCCUGUCGUCUACUACCUAAGCGGCUUAACGUGUACCGACCAGAACUUUAUUCAAAAAGCUGGCGCUUGUCGAGCAGCUGCUCGACUUAACUUAAUUAUCGUUGCACCGGACACAAGUCCGCGAGGCGCUGGCAUCCCCGGCGAGGACGACAGCUACGAUUUUGGCACGGGCGCUGGCUUCUACCUCAAUGCAACAGAGGAGCCCUAUCGUUCGCAUUAUCGAAUGUACGCUUACGUGGUUGAAGAACUCCCCGAAGUUGUUCGGGAGUUGUUCCCGUCUCCGACAGGGCAGCGACUCUGCUCGAUAACCGGGCACUCUAUGGGCGGGCACGGUGCGCUGGUUUGUGCACUGCGGAACCCUGGCAAGUAUCGCUCUGUCUCUGCGUUUGCACCUAUCGCUCAUCCAACUGCCUGUCCAUGGGGUCAGAAGGCGUUUCGUGGGUAUCUGGGUUCCGUGGAAGCCGGCAGAGUGUACGAUGCGACGUGCCUCGUGCAGGAUGCUUCGAUCGUGAAGGCAUGCAACCUGGAUGAUAUUCUAAUCGACCAGGGGACCGCGGAUCAGUUCUGGCGAGAAGGACAGCUUCGAGCUGACGACUUUGUCUCAGCUGCGAGGGAUGCUGGCCAAAAAGUAACCCUGCGAAUGCAAGAGGGUUACGAUCAUAGCUAUUUCUUCGUGUCAACAUUUAUUGAUGAUCAUCUUGAAUUCCAUGCGGCACGCCUGCGGCGGCUCUGA
Messenger RNA from Cyanidioschyzon merolae strain 10D, 882 nucleotides. RefSeq names its product probable S-formylglutathione hydrolase. Gene Ontology annotation, biological process: formaldehyde catabolic process. Lineage: Eukaryota; Rhodophyta; Bangiophyceae; Cyanidiales; Cyanidiaceae. Gene Ontology annotation, molecular function: S-formylglutathione hydrolase activity. The transcript has a single exon. Gene Ontology annotation, cellular component: cytosol. Bases 1 to 882 code for a protein of 293 amino acids. The record is from RefSeq and is a predicted model, not a curated record.